Prorocentrum cordatum is the source of this 1999-nucleotide messenger RNA. NCBI's taxonomy places the organism in Eukaryota, Dinophyceae, Prorocentrales, Prorocentraceae. The record is from the annotation of a GenBank genome assembly.
AAGCAGCGCAGCCCGCCGCCCGGGCGGGGCCGGGACGGCGCCCCGUCGGCGCUGCCGAGAGGGGCGCCCCGCGGCGCGCGCCCCUUGGGGGCCGCUGCGCCAGGCCCCGCAGCGAUGGCCGACGCCUGGCCAAACUGGGCGAAGGUGGAGGAGCUUGUGAGCAAACAACAAUUUGCCUCGGGUGCCUCCGAGUUCAACGCGAUCAAGAAGAAGGUCUCGAAGGCCAGCCCGGACGAGAUCGCCAGCGUGUCGCUCCAGGCGCCGACCGUGUGGGCUUUUUUGUUGGGCUUCGCGGCCGCCAAGAAGAUGUACAAGAACCAGAUCAUACAGGUCAUCAACAAGCUGACGCAGGUGCCCGAGUGGGUGGCGGCCUGGGAGGCCUCGCCCGAGCUCCACGAGAAAAUCAAGGAACUCCACGAGGACCUCCAGGCCGCGCUCGGCGCCCAGCACGACGCCCUCAAGAGCUCGAUCACGCCGCAGGCGAUGCAGUCCGUGGUCCGCGCCGAGGACACGCCCGCAGAGGUCAGCAAGGCGGCCGAGCGCGAGAGGAUAGUGGACGAGAUCAAGGACUCCGUCCUGGCGACCUCGGCCGCUUCCCCGGGCACUGCGCCCGAGGACGCCCCGUUCUCCCACGCGGCCGGCGCGCCCGCCGCGGACGGCGCGCCCGCGGAGGAGGCGGAGGAGGCGGAGGAGAAGCCGCAGGUUCCGCCGGAGCUCGCGGCCCUGCAGGACGGCAUCGACGCCGCCCUGGUCCCCGGCGGCGGGGCCUGCGAGCUGGGCAGACUGAGAAUAGGCGUCAUCCAGUGCGCCGGCCGGGAGGAGUUCUUCCAGCGCGAGAGCGGCCACGCCCACGAGGUCUUCGCUUUCCUGCUCGGCUGCGCGCGGGACAGGCCAGCGGAGGUGCACCACGUCGCGGAGGCGAUGAACCAGCUGGCGGGCAGCCCGAGCUGGUGCGCGGUGCUGGAGGCCUCCCCGGUCCUGCGGGAGGCGCUGCAGGAGCUGCCCGUUGAAGCCCAGGCCGCGCUGGGCCUGCAGCACGAGAAGGUGAUGGCCCUCAUAAGCGACAAGGCCCGCGAGAAGGCCACUGGCGGCGACGUGUCGGAGGAGGUCAAGUCUGUGGCCGUCAGCAUGGAGCGCAUCCGCAGCAUCCGGCCGGCCGAGAAGCUGCCCGACCCCGAGCCCGAGCCCCCCAAGCCCGCGGAGGAGUGGAAGGAGGCCAGGACGCCCGAGGGCCACAGCUACUACUUCAACGUGCGGACCAAGGAGUCCACGUGGGUGCGUCCUGCGGCACUCGGUGGUCCUCACGAGUACAAGGUCGGCGAGGAGGUGGAGGUGUGGAGCAACUCGCAGCGCGUGUGGGGCCCUGGGAAGGUCGAGAGCGUGGAAGGCGGCACCAUCACCGCGUCCUUCACCAUGCCCGGCGGGAGCGUCGCGAAGAAGGAGCUGCCCGCCUCCCACAAGGACCUGCGGCCCGUCGGCACGAGCGGGCUGUCCGACGAGGAGAAGGUCGCAUACAAGGAGCUCUUCGACGCCGUCGAAGGUGGAGCCGAUGCUAAGGGUGCCAAGGCUGUGGCUGCGCUGCUCCGCAAGUCAGGGCUCACGGACAAGCAGCUCGCGCAGCUGUGGACGGUGGGCAACCCACAGAACAGGUCGGAACUCAACCUGCGCGAGUUUUCCCUGUGCUGCCGGCUGGUAGCGCACUGCCAGCCCGACGGGCGAGGCGCUGGGCGACGCGCCCGUGGUGGUCCAGGCGGAGCGGGACCUGCGCGUGAAGCUGCGGUCGGAGUGCGCGGACAAGCGCCCCCCCGCGCUGCCCCGCUUCGAGUCCUGAGAUCGCCCCCGGGGGGGGCGGGCGCUCCGGCGCGGGCCGGGGAGAAGGAGAGGAGGAGGCGGCAGUGUGGGUUGCGUCAGGCAUGGAGUGUAGUCUAGGUGCGGAUGUCGGCCUACGGGCAAGACCAGCUUCUCCAAAAGGAUUUGGCCGCCUGCGCCGCAUGCGCAA